Molecule: messenger RNA, 4160 nt
Organism: Labeo rohita (rohu)
Lineage: Eukaryota; Metazoa; Chordata; Actinopteri; Cypriniformes; Cyprinidae
Gene: ccdc39
Product: coiled-coil domain containing 39
Exons: 23
Coding region: 115-2958 (947 amino acids)
Biological process (GO): cilium-dependent cell motility; inner dynein arm assembly; cilium movement
Cellular component (GO): axoneme
Source: RefSeq, a predicted model, not a curated record
AACGAGUCUUGAAAACACAACGACAAACUACGGCAUUUGUAAAUGUCUGGUAAUUUAGGCCUAAUAUCGUCGAGCCGUUUAUGUUUUACUCCUGAACGCCUCUGAAACAGCAAAAUGUCCAACGCCGUGUUAGCAGAAGUUGGUUGGGACGCGGGUUUUGCCAUCCCUGUAGCUAAUGCAGAGAAUAGAGCAUUAGAGGAGGAGCUUCAAAAGAAGCAAAAAGAGCAAUUAAAUCUUGAGAACAAAUUAAAUAAAAACAAGGAUGUGAUAAAUGCUCUGACUGAACACCUCAAAAAUCUAAGACAGGAGGUUUCCCACACUCAGGCAUUGUGCAAAGCCAGAGAGAAGGAGACUGAAUCAGAGGUGCAUUUCAGAGCACUGGCGGAGCGAGAGACGGGCCGCUUGAAGCAGGAGAUCACUCAGCUGGAGAGUCAACUGAAAACACUGAAUGAGAAGAAGAACGCACAGGAGAACAACAUCUUUAAAGCCACCCAGAAGCUUGAUGAACUGAAGAGUCAGCUGAACUGGGAUCAGCAGACCCUGGAGGCCUGGCUGCAGGAAUCAGCGCACAAGGAUGAAGACACCAUGGCCAUCAUCAAAUACGCCAAGCAAGACGAAAGCAAGAUUCGAGAGUUGACAUUGAACAUUGAGAAGUUGACUCUUGAAGCCAACCAGAAGAGAAAAACCUUGGACAAUGAAGUCACUGAGAGUGUUACAGCACAGGUUGCUCUUGACAAGACAGCCGAGAGCUUUCGUCAGGCUCACAUUGAGAGACAAGAGAUGAUCAGCCAGUGGGAGAACACCAUUGAACAGAUGAGAAAAAGAGACAAGGAGAUACAGCAGUGCGCCAUGCUGCAGGCAGAGGUGAACCAAGUGAUAAGAGAGAAGAAGGUUUUGCUUAAGGAGAGGAAGGACUUCAUGGAGCACGAGAUAGAGAACAAUAAGGAGCUGGAGAGGAAUAUAAGUGCGGCUGAACGCCAGGCACUUCGACUCAGGCAGCAGCUCCAGGAAGAGGAGAGGAACCAAAGACGUCUGCAGGAUGAAGUUGAAGUGCUAAAGGGAACUUUAGACCGAACAGCCACAGAUGUGGAGACCACCAGAUCUCAGUUAACCAGCAUGAAAAAGGACAUUCAGGACAAAACAGCAAAAGUUGAAGCGGCAAAGCUGCAUAAUGCUGCUCUGAAAGAGAAGCUGCGGCUGGUGACAGAAGCGGUGCUGGAUGGUGAAGAACAAGCUGCACAGAUGGAGCAACUGCGCAAAGAACAGGAACAGAACAUCAAAGAGAUCGAUGCUCAGCUGCUCCGACAGAGAGAGCUCAUGUUCAGAAAGAGUCAGGAGUUGCAGGGACUGCGUGAUAAAGAGAAAAACACCACGGCUGAGAUCUGCGCCACCCGGGCCGCUAUCUCCAACCUGGACAGCAGGCUCAGUAAACUAGACCAGAACCUGCUCAAACAGCAGAUGAUCAUCUCCAACCAGGACUUUCAGAUCCAAAUGCUGGAGAGGAAGACGUCACACUUGCAGGGGAAGGUGAACACAGAGGAGAAGGAAGCUCUGGAGAAGAGGGCUUCUGAUCUGGCUGAAGCUCUAGAGGAGAAGAAUAAAACAGCUGCCACCCUCACCACGCAGCUGAAGAAACUCCAGGAUGAUAUCCGCUGCAUUAGGAAAGACACAGAAAAGAUUGGCGCAGAAAAGAGAGAACUGACCUCCAAGAUCCAGGAGCUGGAACUCUUCACUGACAACUCUGAGAAAGACCAGAAAAAACUCAGGCUCAAAAAACAGGAUAGCAUGGUGGAGAAAGGUCUCCUGAAGAUGGAGGUGCAGCGGCUGAGAGAUCUGCUGUAUGACCGAGCAGAUGGAGUGCUGAGCCUGGAGAAGAGACGUCUGCAGCUGCAAACGGCAAUGAAAGAGAAAGAGCAGGAGAUCCGUGUGCACAGAGAGAUGCUCGCUAAACAGAUCAAGCUCACUGAACAGGAGAGACAAGGACUUAGUGCUGCGGUGAACGAGAGUUUGUUCAAAAUUGACAAGAUGAGGAAAAGGUAUGAGAUCCUGACUGUUUCUUUGGCUGCACCAGAGGGAGAAGAGGAGAAAUCCCAGGCCUACUUUAUUAUAAAGGCAGCUCAAGAGAAAGAAGAACUCCAGCGGCAAGGGGAUGAUUUGGACGCCAAAAUCCGCAAGACAGAGAAAGAGAUCCACGCAUUGGAGAACACCCUGCAGGUUGUCAACAACUGCAAUACAACCUACCGCAAAGCCCAGACCAAAGUCACAGAGUCCAGUCCUGCACACCAGGAGAAACUGAAGCUGGAGGAGCAGAGACGAGCAGCCGAGGAGAAAUACAAAUAUAAGAAACGGCAAAUCCGAGAACUGCAGGAGGACAUUGAAAGCAUGUCCCGCACAUUGGAGGGUCUUCUUCAAGAGGAAGCAGUCCAGAAUGAGACCGUUGAGACGACUCAGGCCCGUGUGCUCUCUCUCAACAAAGACAUUCUCUCUCAGGGAGAGAAACUCAAUAGAGCCAUCAAACAGUGUUCCAAAUAUACCAGGGAAAUUCGGUCUGCUAAAAACACCAAAGAGAAGACUUUUGAGGAACGUGACAUACAGCUACGAGAGCUCAGAGAUUUAAAUAAAAGUGUAAAUAAGAUGCUUCUGGAAGCCAUGAAGGAAAAUCCUGAGCUGUCGUCUGCAUUGCAGAUGUGUUUUAUGCAGGCUGGUCUGUCCCUGCCCUCCCCCGCUUCAACUCCAUCCAGCCGUCUGAGUUCAAAGAUCAACUCAGCCCGCAGUUCUGCUUCACUACAUCGACCCUCACAUCCAUCAGCCAGCAGCAGUCCCAGAAGCCAAUCUGUCACAUUCCCUGCAGUGAAGACAGUGGAUCUGGGUUUGGGCCUCUCAGUCACGUCCCCGCAAGGAUCUCGGCCACCCAGCGCUGGGGGCAGCAGCAGGAGCAGCAAGUGCAAAAGCCCUUAGACAAAACCAGAUGCCAGUCUCUAUGAAGAACAGUAAAUUUAUUAUUCCUAAUUAACUCAGUGGUCAACUUAUUCAAUACAGCGUUUCUUUAAAAUAGCUUUCGCAUGUUUAAAAUUCACUUUUCAUUUCCUAGAAAUUGUUUUUAAAGGGAAGUACAACUUUAGACUUUACUGUAAACACAGUUUUAUUAUUGACUCUUUUGUUUGGAAUUACAUACUCAUGUCUUGUUUUAAUUUCACUACUUUGUGUUGCGUGGCAGUAACAUAAUAAAGAAACAAUAAAACCCUACAUUCGUGAAAUGCUUUGGCCCGUGAUGAAUCAAAGGUAUCAGGUGAAAAUCGGAGUAACUUCCGUCUACAGCCUAUUGUGUUUGUGCCGCCAAUGCAGGGGUGUGUUCAGUUCCACUAUUUAUGGAAACCCAUGAAACAGACAUUUCAGUCAACGCCCGCCAUACAACCUAGAAACCUGAAGAGUCGCUGAACGCUUAUUCAGAUUCGUUACUCCUAAAGGAUCAGAACAAUGGAGAAAGUUUUCAUCCUGUUUGUUGGAUUUCUGUGUUUUUCUGUGGGAGAAUCGACCACUACAGUUGAUCCUACAACAGAAUUGCUUACAACAUCACCUGCAACAACAGAAAACUGGUCAAUGACUUCUCAGCAGCCUGCCCCUUCUGUAAUUACUGGCUUGAGGAUAACUGUCAAAUCUUUGAUUGAUCUGUCCAGUAACUCACCUGAGAUGGAGUACCUUGUGCGUCAGAUUGAAACAUUCAUUCCUUCUGAACACAAGGCAACAACUUCCAUUACAGUAAGAAGCAUCCAGAAAGGCAGAACUUCUUAGAAACAUUAAUAUUGUAAGCUAGAAGAAGGUCAGAUAUGUUGUUAUGUUAUUGUUCUUUGUGUAGUUUUAUCAGGGCAUUUAUACAUGAAUGUGAUUUUUUCUUGUUUAUAAAGUACUGUUCUCUAAAUAAGCAGUAGUGUCAUGGUACAACAAGGUACAACUUUAAAAUGAGUUGUUGUGAAUGAAAUACUAUUAAGCUCUGAGUCUGGACUUUAAAUAAACAGUCUUUUGUUUCUGAUGACAGUUUUAUAUAUAUAUAUAUUCCAUAUGUAGUUUUUUGACUGUACUAAAGCAUAAAUAUGUUCAGGAUAUUUAGGAAACAUGCUAAAUUCACACACUUGUUUCUGCAAUAAACAAUGCUACAAUGA